AUGAGCGUGCACCCGGCCGAUGGCGCCAACACUGGCGGUGCACGAGCCCCAGAACCCCCGCUUGUGAAGAAGGCGUGGACCCAGCCAGAUCCAUCACCAGCGGCGCCCCACGAUGAACCGCCAGCCUUGGGUGUGGAGGAGCACACUGCGCCGCUCAAUCAGAAGCCUAAACGACGAGCGUCGCUGACAGCGCUGCUCCCGCACGCAUCGCCAGUGACCUCAUCCGUACAGCACCACAGGAGUGGAGCAAGUGUGGGAACACUCUCAUGGAAUUUGCUCCUCCCGCUGACUCCCAAGAGCAGCGGAAGGACCUCGUCCUCCAGCCAAGAUCUUCCUGAGGCAUGCCAUGGUGGGCUCUCAAGGAAGUGUUCCGUCUCUCACCCUGCAGUGCUCGGGGCCCAGAACCACGACGAUGACUCCCAGCAAGAUGUCGCAACGGUCGUGUCAGUCGCGGUGAGGCCGGACCUCGUCGACGUAAACCUGAUCAUCAUCGGGAGUUGUGGCGAGGCCGUAGAGCUUCUCAGAAGGCGGCGAAGGGAGGGGGGUAGGGCGUUGUUGCUGUGGACCAACCGACCCCAGCAAGCAUGCAUCAAAGACAAGCCUUUGAAUGGGAAUCUGCGAAGUGCGAAGCUGAAUAUGGACAGCUUCGUAUGGAACCCUGCUCCAGCCAGCGACCCUGCCUCUCCAGUGGUUCAUCGGAUGAGGAGGCAAUAUGGUUGUGCAGCGGUUGGCAUGAGUCGCUUUGGACCUGACAUCCUGGACCUCAGGGAUGUCGAGUGUUAUCGUGUGAAGGUCGAUGACUCCGGUUGCGAAUGUGGCAUCGAGGUCUAUAACGAAAUGCGAGGCAACUUGCUGUGGGCUAUGUCAGGAGCAGUGGUAUUCUGCGGGCCUUCCUAUAGAGGCCACGGCCAAGCCGUGUGCUCGUCCAUGGCCGAGGUCAAGAGCUUGGACGUGUCUGUGGGUUUUCAGGAGGCGAUGCCUCUGGCAACAACCACCACAACCUCGGUCGUCAUCGCUCUCUUGCAGAACUUUGUGUUCCUCACAGCCUACUUCGUCAUCAUGAAGUAUUUCGAGGCCACCGCCGAUUCCAAACACUGGCCGUGGUGGCGGCUGUCCUGGGUGCUAGGGCCCGGCCUCGCAACGGGUGCCGUGAUAUAUCCGCGAUAUUGGGGAAUGACCCUCUUCGGCCACCAUCCGCCCGUAUGGUUUUGCGGCCUGGGGGCUGUGGUCAUCUCCUUGGCUUAUGUGCAGAUGCAGAUGUCCUCUCCGCAAGCUGCCGCACUAUUCCUCGCCGUUUCCACUAGUGUAACGGAGAAGGUCGUCUGCAGGAUCUUGAAUGCUUCCUACACCACCUUCAUCUACACGCCCCGAAGCUCGGUCAACGGCAGCAAAAGUAUUCUCGGCGACCAGCGCCGCUAUCUCACAGUUCCGGUAGCCAUGACUCAUGCGUAUUGCGAGGCCGUCAGAUUGUCGAGCCUUCUGUCGGUAACGGUGCGAAGUCCGAGCUGGGCAUGGUUGCCCAGUGUCCUGCUGAAUGUGAGUUUCAACCUCAUGGAGCGGACCCAACUGAUGAUGAGCUUAGCAGUGCGAAUUUUGCCAUGGUGUGAUUGGAUGUUCCCCGGGCUGAGUCUCGUCAUCAUGCAUGAUGUGAGGCUUCAUGCCGGGUACGCGCAGCAUGUUGCAGUGCUUGCUUUGUUGGUUGCUGAGAUUGUUUCUGGUGGAUUGGGCUUGACAUCUGUGCUCAACAAGCAAUGUGUCAUCUUGAUCUUCUGCUGUCUCAUUUUGGAAAUACUGGAAGACGUGCUGGUGCACGUCUUGCCACGCAGCGACUACUGGCGCCGAAGGCUGUCGCCGUACUACGAGCAACAGCCAGUGCUGCAUCCCAAGCAGCUGUUGCUCAUGGUUCAUCAGGGAACAAACUACGAAGCAGCACCUUUGGCCCCGCAUGGCCAGCGAUCCCUCGCCUUGGGCGAGGUCGUGGCACUCAUGUGGCCAAGCUGUUUGUUCACCUAUUUUCUGAUGACGCUGCUACUAGGGGCUGGCUACGUGCAUGGUGUGUGCGAUGAACCCAUGCCGAAAGAGUUUCGAGCUCUUGAUGCACUCAUCUGGGAAUCUCCACUACUGUGUGUCUGA
This is a messenger RNA of Symbiodinium sp. CCMP2592, 2133 nucleotides long. The record is from the annotation of a GenBank genome assembly. Lineage: Eukaryota; Dinophyceae; Suessiales; Symbiodiniaceae.